GAACGCAAGAUAAUGAAAUAUGGAUCUUGGCCCACUAGAGGUUUCGCCGGAAAUCUCCGAAUCAAUAUCGAGGGUUAUUGAUUUGUUAAAAAUAGUGGGAGAUAAUUAAUUAAAGGCCUAAUUAAUUAUUAAACAUGAUAGAUAACCUAGUUUGCGAAAAUUUUCUGUAGAUGGCAAACAACAACAACCCUUUCAACCUGCGAUAUGUUCUAGAAAAGGAAAAAUUAUCUGGAACCAACUUUCUUGACUGGGAGAUGAACCUCCGAAUCGUUUUUAACUAUGAGAGGAAACUCUACAUCCUCGAAACGGAUCCUCCCAAGACCCCUAAUGCCAAUGCUCGUGCGUCCGAACUCACUUCCUUCAAGAAGUAUGAGGACGACGCGCGAGAUGUAAAGUGUAUCAUUAUGGCGAGUAUGACCGCGGAGUUCCAAAGGCUCCACGCGGACAUUGAAGUGCAUCCUAUGAUACAAUGCUUAAGAGACCUUUACCAGGAAACAUCAUUUCUGUAUCCUGGCUUGACAAAGCAGGAUUUUCGUUCGUUGUAAAAGACAAAACUCUUUCUGUCUUUAGAAAUGAUAUAUUUUAUGCAAGUGCAAAAAUGACCAACGGUCUCUAUGUCCUUGACAUGGAUACCGCAAUAUAUAAUGUAGAUGUUAAGAGAAACAAACCUAACAGUUUGAAUCUCACGUACCUUUGGCAUUGUUGUUUGGGCCACAUUAACGAGAAACGCAUAUCUAAGUUACAUCGUUCCGGUGUACUUGAUUCAUUUGACUUCCAGUCAUAUGAUGUAUGUAAAUCUUGUUUACUUGGUAAAAUGACAAAGGCUCCAUUCACCGGUCACGGUGAAAGGGCGAGUGACUUAUUGGGCCUCAUACACUCCGAUGUCUGUGGUCCAAUU
Messenger RNA from Cuscuta campestris, 898 nucleotides. NCBI's taxonomy places the organism in Eukaryota, Viridiplantae, Streptophyta, Magnoliopsida, Solanales, Convolvulaceae. The record is from the annotation of a GenBank genome assembly.